Molecule: messenger RNA, 315 nt
Organism: Punica granatum (pomegranate)
Lineage: Eukaryota; Viridiplantae; Streptophyta; Magnoliopsida; Myrtales; Lythraceae
Source: RefSeq, a predicted model, not a curated record
AUGGAUGCUCGGUUUCUCCUCCUCUUGUCGGCGGUGUUGUUCUCUGAGAUUUGCAGUUUUACUGCUGAGUCUCGGGCAUUGAGUGCUUCUAUAGGGGAACCUCCGUCUCCCCAUCCCACUCCGGAUCAAGGCUGGGUAGGAACUGGAGUGGCAGAAGCUCCAACCAUAACGGCCACUAGAAGGGUUCAGAGCCAUCAUCAUGUAUUGGGAUCGACUGGAGGUGAUGUAAUCUUGGGAGGAUUUGUGAUGGCUUUUGUUGCUGCCAUUCUUUGCUACAUCCGGGUCACCAGAAAAAACAGAGAAUCUCAAUCUUGA